AUGCGGCAACUGCUGUUGUCCUCGAUACUCUGGGUGACGAGUUUCGCGGUAAUAAAACCAGAUCUCUACGUAUGGCUCGAACAAAAUAGUUAUAUAUGUGACUUGUCCCUUUCUGGAGAUGCGCCACGAUUCUUGACAGCAGACGAAUCAAAACAGUUCAAGUGCGAAUGUGGUGACCCACUCGUCAGCCGUCGAGCCUGUUCUCGACGUGGUGACGAUCUGCCGAUCUGUACUGAAAUUCCGGAUCUAUGCAUGAGAGAGUACAUUAUUUUAUUCACAGAGACGUCCGAUCGACUAUCGCAGUGUCCACCACAGCUACCACGCAAGCACCCACGACGGUUGCGGCGACCUCGAACGACUCGUCGGCAAACGCCCACAUUCCGACAGCUUCAGCAACGACAAAACACUCCUCCGACGGGCACGCGACGACCUUCGAAUAGGCAAUUCUUGUUCAGAAGCAGAACGCCUGCUCGGCCUCUGACGAGAAGGCCAUCCACGAAGCAGAACACCUUCACUUUGCAGGUACAGCGGUUACUAUCUAAGUCUAACAGUCAGAAUCGCUUCCCGUUCACCAGGCGGCCUUCUAAUCGAUCACGUGAUCGUGCACGUCCACUGCCAAGACUUUUGCCGUCAUCGCGAUUCCGCUCGACGUUCAGGGAGCAGUUUCCGCAGUUCAGAAGGCGUCCAUCCACGGACUCAUUUCAGACGACGUCCAACAUCAUGGAGGCCAUCAAAUUGAGCAAGACUGAGUUACUGUUGGCGGAGCUGACCAGUCGAAUCCGAGCCCUUGACAAUAAAGAGCCAGAACAUCCACUGAUGGAUCUUAGAGAGUUCUCAUGGCCAGAGGACGACUUCAAAGAGAACCCGAUCCGGGCGCCGAGCCUUCAACAGCACAUGCCGACAGUGGUCGAUGAAGAGAUGAAGUUCGAGCCAGAAACCAAGACUGACCCAAAGAUGAUCCCUGACGCGGAAAAUUCAAGACGCUGGGGUACUGUAAAGUCAGUUCCCCUGCCAGAAUCAGCCAUGUCGUCGUCGAAUCUUCAAGACAGUGAUGAUAGUGAAGGAAAUGAUGACGGAAGUGUAAAGGAGGAAAUGGAUGAGGGAAAGAAGCAGAGACCAGAAUCAGUUGACAAUAAAGAAAAACCCGGACUGGAAAGGGUUCAGCCACCGAUUUUCAAUGACCCCAUCGUUACGGUCAAACCGGUGGAGCAACGUGUUGGACCAAUUGUUGAGGUAAAGGCAGAGCUUUUUGCGGCAGAAUCCACAACACCGCCAACGACUACAUCCACAACUACCGUACCUGUAAAACAAGAGAGUCCGAGACCAAAAGAAUCCACCGUGACUCUACGAUCCCACGAAGAAGCUAUUGAGUACCUGAAGUCGAAGAUUGAAGCUCUCGAGAAGAGACUAUUGGACAGAAUGGAUCAAAAUGUCCUGAUGCCGAAGAAGAAUCAUCGUCAAGAGAACGAUUUCAUCGCGAGUGACGACGAAGUGGAGAAUGUUCGACGGCAGUCGCGACUCGAUUCGCGACGUCGCAUCGCGACGGCCGAGCAUGACCAUACUGCCGAUGUGCUGAGUAAUCUGGAUGACCUCACCUCUAGUGAACAGAACCAAGAUGGGCCUGUAGAGUCGCAAGACGGUUCUAUGGCUCGAUCCGUGAGAAUGGUACGACAUUCUCCACCAGAACAGCCGUCGAUUGUUUGGACCGACGUGGAAACGGGAUUUUCACUGGAGACCUCCACUCCAACUCGGAGGAGAAGAAGGCUUUUCCGUUGA
Molecule: messenger RNA, 1776 nt
Organism: Ostertagia ostertagi
Lineage: Eukaryota; Metazoa; Nematoda; Chromadorea; Rhabditida; Trichostrongylidae
Source: the annotation of a GenBank genome assembly